This is a messenger RNA of Sclerotinia sclerotiorum 1980 UF-70, 876 nucleotides long. RefSeq lists its product as hypothetical. The record is from RefSeq and is a predicted model, not a curated record. Lineage: Eukaryota; Fungi; Ascomycota; Leotiomycetes; Helotiales; Sclerotiniaceae. Bases 1 to 876 code for a protein of 291 amino acids. The transcript has a single exon.
AUGAUGAUCAUUAUAAGAACUCCUGAUCUGCCUCCACCUCCACCUCCACCUCCACCCCCUCUACCCUCUUCAUCCUUUCCAAUGACCGAAGAUGCAAACGAGCAGCACAAAGUUCUACAAGUUCAAUUUCCUUUAGCAGACUACAAAUUCCAACUUUGCGAAACAAGCAACGAUCGGCAAAUGGAUCUCGAUAUGUCGAAUUCAGAGACUGUUACUGUGAAAGUCACUGCCCAGCAAAUCAAUCCAGGUGGAAACAAUUGCAUAUUUAUUUGUCGCUAUCCUUCAGCCAACGACCAAGACCCAGAUUCCGACAACAACAACAAUAACGACUUCGACUCGAAACUUCCCAAGAUAUUCGUGGCAAAGGAGUUUGGGGAUAGUAAAGACGAGCUUGAUACUUAUGAGCAUCUCGCAUCUUUACAAGGCGUUUAUAUUCCUAAAUGCUUCGGGGAAAUCUAUUGGAAGGAUGAAGACGGGUUAGUGCAUAAAGGAAUUGCACUUGAAUUUCUCGAGGGCUUUCGACGUUUGGAUGAUACCGAUGCCAAAAACGAUCUUAUGUAUUGGAAAUAUAAAAAGGCUCUGGAAGCUAUUGGAAACAAAGGGAUAUUUCACGGGGAUGUUGCAUUUAGAAAUCUUAUGUGGCACCCUCAGCGCGAAGAAGUAAGGGUUAUUGAUUUCGACCAGGCAAAGGCAGCAACUGAGGAGUGGAGAAGAGAUGGAAAAUCAGUUAAAGAACAGAACUUCAUCGAGUUGGAAGGUCUUUUCAAGGUGGAGGAUAGCGAUAUCAUCCGUGAAUAUUUGCCAAUGAUAUACGCCAAACCAAGGUGGAUGUUAGAUCCACCUAUUUUGCCAAAGAAGAUUCGGGAACGAUUCUAG